Molecule: messenger RNA, 4043 nt
Organism: Microcebus murinus (gray mouse lemur)
Lineage: Eukaryota; Metazoa; Chordata; Mammalia; Primates; Cheirogaleidae
Gene: ADAM17
Product: ADAM metallopeptidase domain 17
Biological process (GO): Notch signaling pathway; membrane protein ectodomain proteolysis
Cellular component (GO): plasma membrane
Molecular function (GO): metalloendopeptidase activity
Source: RefSeq, a predicted model, not a curated record
ACCUGCGCUUCCGGGGGCCUAGCGAGUGACUCUAGCGUCUUCCCGGUAGGCGGCGCGGGAGGAGAAAGAGGUUUGAGGGGCCGGGCCGGGCGGAUCCCCUCCUUCCCCAAUGUGAGUAGUUUCCGAACCCCCGUCCGGCAAAGGCUGUCUAGAGAGGUGGAGCCGGUGGCCAGGCCGGGAACAUGAGGCAGUGUCUCUUCUUCCUGACCAGCUUGGUUCCUUUCGUGCUGGCACCGCGACCUCCGGACGACCCAGGCUUCGGCUCCCAUCAGCGACUUGAGAAGCUUGAUUCUUUGCUCUCAGACUAUGAUAUCCUCUCCUUAUCUAAUAUCCAGCAGCACUCGGUAAGAAAAAGGGAUCUACAGGCCUCAACACAUUUAGAAACACUACUAACUUUUUCAGCUUUGAAAAGGCAUUUUAAAUUAUACCUGACAUCAAGUACUGAACGCUUCUCACAAAAUUUCAAAGUUGUGGUGGUGGAUGGUAAAGAUGAAAGCCAGUACACCGUAAAAUGGCAGGACUUCUUCAGUGGACAUGUGGUUGGUGAACCUGACUCUAGGGUUCUAGCCCAUAUAGGAGAUGAUGAUGUUACAAUAAGAAUCAACACAGAUGGGGCAGAAUAUAACAUAGAGCCACUUUGGAGAUUUGUUAAUGAUACCAAAGACAAAAGAAUGUUAGUUUAUAAGUCUGAAGAUAUCAAGAAUGUUUCACGUUUGGAGUCUCCAAAAGUGUGUGGUUAUUUAACAGUGGAUAAUGAAGAGUUGGUUCCAAAAGGGCUAUUAGACAGAGAGCCCCCUGAAGAGCUUGUUCAUCGGGUGAAGAGAAGAGCUGAUCCAAAUCCAAUGAAGAACACAUGUAAAUUAUUGGUGGUAGCAGAUCAUCGCUUUUAUAAAUACAUGGGCAGAGGGGAAGAGAGUACAACUACAAAUUACUUAAUAGAGCUAAUUGACAGAGUUGAUGACAUCUAUCGGAACACUUCAUGGGACAAUGCGGGUUUUAAAGGCUAUGGAAUACAGAUAGAGCAGAUUCGCAUUCUCAAGUCUCCACAAGAGGUAAAACCUGGUGAAAGGCACUAUAAUAUGGCAAAAAGUUACCCAAACGAAGAAAAGGAUGCUUGGGAUGUGAAGAUGUUGCUAGAGCAAUUUAGCUUUGAUAUAGCUGAGGAAGCAUCUAAAGUCUGUCUGGCACAUCUUUUCACGUAUCAAGAUUUUGAUAUGGGAACUCUUGGACUAGCUUAUGUUGGUUCUCCCAGAGCAAACAGUCAUGGAGGUGUUUGUCCAAAGGCUUAUUAUAGCCCAGUUGGGAAGAAAAAUAUCUAUUUGAAUAGUGGUUUGACCAGCACAAAGAAUUAUGGUAAAACCAUCCUUACAAAGGAAGCUGACCUGGUUACAACCCAUGAAUUGGGACACAAUUUUGGAGCAGAACAUGAUCCAGAUGGCCUAGCAGAAUGUGCGCCAAAUGAGGACCAGGGAGGAAAAUACGUCAUGUAUCCCAUAGCUGUGAGUGGCGAUCAUGAGAACAAUAAGAUGUUUUCAAACUGCAGUAAGCAGUCAAUCUAUAAGACCAUUGAAAGUAAGGCCCAGGAAUGUUUUCAAGAACGCAGCAACAAGGUGUGUGGGAAUUCGAGGGUGGACGAAGGAGAAGAGUGUGAUCCUGGCAUCAUGUACCUGAACAACGACACCUGCUGCAACAGCGACUGCACAUUGAAACAGGGUGUCCAGUGCAGUGAUAGGAACAGUCCUUGCUGUAAAAACUGUCAAUUUGAGACGGCCCAGAAGAAGUGCCAGGAGGCUAUUAAUGCUACUUGCAAAGGCGUGUCUUACUGCACAGGUAACAGCAGUGAAUGUCCCCCUCCAGGAAAUGCUGAAGAUGACACCGUUUGCUUGGAUCUGGGCAAGUGUAAAGACGGGAAGUGCAUCCCGUUCUGUGAGAGGGAGCAGCAGCUGGAGUCCUGUGCAUGUAACGAGACUGACAACUCGUGCAAGGUGUGCUGCAGGGACCGUUCUGGCCGGUGUGUGCCCUAUGUUGAUGCCGAACAAAAGAACUUAUUUUUGAGGAAAGGAAAGCCCUGUACAGUAGGAUUUUGUGACAUGAAUGGCAAAUGCGAGAAACGAGUACAGGAUGUAAUUGAGCGAUUUUGGGAUUUCAUUGACCAGCUGAGCAUCAAUACUUUUGGGAAGUUUUUAGCAGACAACAUCGUAGGGUCCGUCCUGGUUUUCUCCUUGAUAUUUUGGAUUCCUUUCAGCAUUCUUGUCCAUUGUGUGGAUAAGAAAUUGGAUAAGCAAUAUGAAUCUCUGUCGCUGUUUCACCCCAGUAAUGUUGAAAUGCUAAGCAGCAUGGACUCAGCAUCGGUCCGCGUCCUCAAACCCCUUCCUGCGCCCCAGACUCCAGGCCGCCUGCAGGCCUCCCCCGUGAUCCCAUCAGUGCCUGUGGCUCCGAAGCUGGACCACCAGCGAAUGGACACCAUUCAGGAGGACCCCAGCACAGACUCACAUGUGGAUGAGGACGGCUUUGAGAAGGACCCCUUCCCGAAUAGUGGCACAGCUGCCAAGUCGUUUGAGGAUCUCACAGACCAUCCAAUCACCAGAAGUGAAAAGGCCACCUCCUUUAAACUGCAGCGUCAGAAUCGUGUUGACAGCAAAGAAACCGAGUGCUAGUUUAGAGCUUCAUAUUCUAAGCUCUUUGACUUAAGUGUACGAAAUAUUUUUAUAGAUCUCACCUAAAAUCACAGCGUAUGUUUUGUGAAGAUUUGGGAGAAAUGAGGAAGUGACUUAACAGCAGAUGCUGGUCAUGUGUUUGAGCUUCCUGCAUGUAAAUAUGUGUGCUUAGGCCCUUUUCCUUUUGAAGAGGUAAGGUGAAUCUAGCUUAUUUUGAGGCUUUCAGGUUUUACUUUUUGUGAAUUUUAAAAUAUCCUUUGACCUGUGGUGCAAAAGCAGAAAAUACAGGUGGAUUAGGUUAUAAAUAUUUACGUUUUUGUAAAUUAACCUUAUAUAUUGAUAACAGCACUGAUUAGAGAGAUGAUCAGUUUUACUUUUUUAUACACUGUAAUUGAUCCGCUGAAUAUAAUGAGGCAUUUAGCAGUUAUUUGUGAGGGCAACUGGAAAACAGAAUAGAUUCUUUUGCCUUCAGGUAGAGACAAAGGAGAUAGACCUAGUUCUACAUUGUCUCUAAAACAUGGGUCUAUUUUUCUGGUUAUUACCCAGAGCUUUAAUUAUAUAUCUGAAGUUAGGAAUCAUUCGGGUUAAUAUGCUUCUUCAUAAUUCUGAGCCUAAUACUUUCUAGAAUUAAAGCAAUCCAGCUUAUGGUGAGGGUUACAAAUAGUAGCCUGUUGCAGUUAUGGAAUCCCACCAGCUAUUUAGGGCCCUGAUGUGCUGGUAAGUUUUUCUAUGGUUUAUAAGUACCUUCAUGUACCCCUGAUACUGUUACCAUGCUCUUGAAAAAUUCACUGUCUACAAAUCCUAAACUACUUCAAACUACACUUAGAGUAUGGUUCCCUGUUUUCAAACACUAAAGAGAGUGAGAUAUUUCUUACUGAAGAACAGGCUGGGGCCUGUCCCUACAAGAACACAUGCUUCAGAAACCCUUUUUAUUGACCCACGAGUGGAUAUUUGAAUUACUUCUUGCUUUAGUGAUUCUGGAUGCUCUGCAUUUACCAUGUGAAGGAUAAAAAUCAUUAGCCUGAAUUGUUUUCCAUAAAAUUAGUUAAAAGCUUUUUUCCCCUUAAGAACUGAAAUGUCCUCACCAGCCAACACAUUUUAACUGAGAUAACUUGUAAACUUUGAGGGCAAUUAACCAAACCUGUGACACAUCAUGCCUUUUUUCCCCCUCUAAGGACGUUUGUUACGCAGAUACUUGUUACACUAAUACUUGAACUUUGUACCUUAUGGUAUUUGCUAUCUUUUUAACUAGUCACAAUAUUAUAUUUUAGUUACUUUCAGAAUUUGAUAUGAGGUGAGUGGGGUGUGGGUGUAUGUAUGAGAGUGAAGCAGUUCUCAGCUGAAUGUAAAAAAACCGUUUUUAUAAAAUUGUGACUUUUUAAAAAA